Messenger RNA from Ilex paraguariensis (yerba mate), 225 nucleotides. NCBI's taxonomy places the organism in Eukaryota, Viridiplantae, Streptophyta, Magnoliopsida, Aquifoliales, Aquifoliaceae. The record is from the annotation of a GenBank genome assembly.
AGUGUUUAUCGUGAGCAGAAUGGUGCAAUGAUGCGGUCUACUAUUGUCUCAUCUAUUUUGGUUGACCAAAUCAAGGAUAAACCAUCAAUUAAGCCGAUUGAAGUGGUUAAGGAUUUCAAGAAAUACUAUGGUUUAGAUAUUUCUUACCAUAAUAUUUGGUAUGAAAAGAAGAUGGUAAAGAAUCAUUCUUGUACAAUCAAUGUAUCUGCUCUAAAGAUACACUAA